UACUCGACUAUUUAACCCAUGGUAUCGUGUUGGAAGUCUUGACAUUUGGCGAUAACUUAUCAGUUGUGUGCGGUGUAUAGAUUCGUGGUUGUGUGUACGAAAUUCGUGAAUAAUGAUGUAAAUGCGAGUAUAACGGCGAAGAUGAGCAUCGGGAAGAUGGGCUGCCCCGGGGGUGGCCUUUACGUGGUCGAGGGCGAGGUCAGCCUCCUCAUGACAGCGAUGCGUCGAGGUGCACGAUGGUCUUCGCAUUCCCAUCAGGAUGAGGACCAGGAUACGCUGAUGAAAGGCCUAGCAAGUUUGAAGGAAGCGUUGAAUGAUGCUGAUAAUUUAGCCCAGCUUGAACCCAGUGUAUUUCUGGCCCCAUUUCUUGAAGUCAUCAGGUCUGAAGAGACAACCGGCCCAGUUACUAGUCUAGCACUAUCAGCAGUUAACAAGAUUAUAUCCUAUGGCCUCAUUGAUCCUGAUCACAACGCAGUAGCUCCUUGCGUUGAAUCUGUAGCUGAUGCUGUAACUCAUGCAAGAUUUGUGGGAACGGAUGCUUCGGGAGAUGGAGUGGUCCUUAUGCGUAUUCUGCAAGUCCUGCGAGGUCUCGUGCUCUCAGCUGCCGGCAACUUUCUUUCAAAUGAAAGUGUUUGUGAAAUUAUGCUUAGCUGCUUUAGAAUAUGCUUCGAAACAAGGCUCAGUGAGUUGCUUAGGAGAACUGCAGAACACUGUUUGAGAGAUAUGGUGCAGCAUCUCUUCACCAGACUACCGCAAUUUGCAGAUGAUACUAGGGUUCUUUUGAACAUGAAAAAAAUGAGAACCAAUGGCAUGGAGAAUACCCGUACUAAAAAUAGAAAGAACAAAAUUCACGUCAAACAGAAAUCUAAAUUAUCUCCUGAUGAUGAUGAAAAUGAAACACAACUUCUCAGCCCUGUUGAAAGAGUUAGAGCCAGCCAUUUAUCAACUACACCAAUUACACCGUCUAGUAAUAUUGUCGAUAUGCAAGGAUCGCUGGAUCGUGGAACCCCUGACAGGGCUGAUGACGAAAAAAGUGAAAACAAAAUUAAUAUAACUGAAAUUGAAGCAAAGACAGAAGAUUCUGACAAAAAUCAAAUUAAUACGGAAACUAGCACCGAUCAGGAUAAUUCAAAAGAUUCCGUCAAAAAUGACGAGUCUGCCAAAAUCGAAAAUAAAGAAGGCCUGGAACCAGUGUUAUCAAAUGAUGCAGAAAAAGAAAGCGAGGAUAAAGUUGAUGAUGCUAAAAUUGUACCUGAUCAAGAUAAAUCUUCCGUCGAACAAAAUCCAAGUGUUCCUCAGGGGGCUAAGCCACUUGGAGUAAACGAAAAAUCUGUAAAUUUGGUGCAAUCUCCAACUGGCAGUGUGGAGGACUUGUCUAUAGAUGAUAAUAGUAAUAUGAAUAAGGAGGUGGGAUUGCAAAAAAUGAAGGAGGAUGCAGAACUGCCGGAAGAAUACAUUAACACUCAGGGAGUGAGAUUUACACCUCUCCAACAGUUGGCACCAUACGGAGCGUUAUGUAUUCGGGAACUCUUUAGAUUUCUAGUUUCUCUUUGCAGUCCACUUGACAAACAAAACACUGAAGUAAUGAUGCACUUAGGGCUCAGUUUGCUGCAGGUAACACUGGAAGUGUCCGCAGAUACUCUUGCCAAUUUCCCAUCACUACUUUCUCUAGUCAAAGAUGACUUAUGCAGAAAUUUGAUCUUGCUUUUGGGAUCUGAUAGGCUAUCAAUCCUUGCAGCAGAUCUUCAAGUUUCAUUUUUGUUAUUUGAAUCAUUAAGAGAAUAUCUCAAAUUUCAAAUGGAGUUUUACCUCACAAAGUUGAUGGAACUUGUCAAUUCAGAUUCAAAUAGAAUAACGUAUGAACAGCGAGAGUUAGCAUUGGAAGCCAUAGUGAGACUAUGGCGGAUACCUGGUUUGCCGGCAGAAUUAUAUCUUAAUUAUGAUUGUGGACUAUAUUCCAAAAAUCUUUACGAAGAUCUUACAAAGUUAUUGUCAAAGAAUGCUUCAACAGUGUCAGGUAGUAUGCACAGUAUACUACUGAUAUCGUUAGAUGCGUUGAUAAUGUUGAUUGACGGAAUUGAGUCCAGGUGUAAGGGAGUCGAGGAACAACGAAGAAUUUCUCGACAUCUGCCGUCACUAAAUUUACCUACUAGAGAUGAGUUACUUGCAACCAAAGCUAACAAGAGAUGGCUAGUCCUUGGAACUGAACAGUUUAAUGCCAAACCUAAAUCUGGAAUCAAUGUUCUUAAUGAAAAAGGUUUACUUGGGGGUACAACAGGUCAUCCAGAUCCACAGAAAAUUGCUAAACUAUUGAGAGAAAAUCCGGGUCUAGACAAGAAAGAAAUAGGAGAUUACAUUAGUAGGAGAGAUAACAGAGAAGUGCUACAAUGCUUUGUAGAGAGCUUUGAUUUUCAACAGACGCGCAUUGAUCAGGCUCUCCGAUUCUAUUUGGAAUCUUUCCGACUCCCUGGAGAAGCACCACUUAUCUCACUGCUGCUUGAAAAGUUUGCUGAACACUGGCAUAUUAGCAACGGAAAACCAUUUGCUUCUGCUGAUGCUGCUUUUACGUUGGCCUAUGCCAUAAUCAUGUUGAAUGUAGACCAACACAAUCAUAAUGCCAAACGACAGGGUAACCCCAUGACUGCAGAAGAAUUCAAGAAAAAUUUGAAAAAGGUUAACGGUGAUGCUGAUUUUGAUCAAGAUAUGUUAGAUGAAAUAUAUACAGCUAUUAAGAGUGAAGAAAUAGUCAUGCCAGCUGAACAAACUGGAUUAGUGAAAGAUAACUACUUGUGGAAAGUGUUACUCCGUAGAGGUACUGGGCCCGAGAGUAACUACUUAAAAGUUGGCAAAGGAGGAGAACUUGUUGACAGGGAUCUGGCCGUACAUGCUUGGGCACCUGUUGUAACUGCUCUAUGCAGAGCUUAUAAAGAAUCGUCGGACAGACCUUUACAGCGCAAAGUUGCUCAAGCAUUCCUAAGGUGUGCCUCGAUCAGUGCCCACUAUGGAAUGAGUAGUGAUUUAGAUACAUUGGUCGUCAGUCUAUGUGAAUUCACAGGGUUGGCUACAGGGGGUGAGCCUGAACAGCUGAUUCUCCAGUUAGGAGGCAGUGGUCGUAGUCAAUUAGCUGCGCGUACUCUUUUUGAGGUAACGCAUCGGCAUGGAGAUGCGUUGAGAGCAUCUUGGAGAAAUGUCAUAGAUUGCUUGCAAGCUGUAUAUAAAGCCAAGCUGCUGCCGAGAAUUCUCACGGAAGGUGAAGACUUCCUUGAUCUAUCGGGGAAAGUAUCCCUCAUUCGGAAGAACGUCACCCCCAGAGCACCUCCUGCUGAACAAAGCAUUUUUUCCAGCCUGUACUCAUACAUUGCAUUAGAUGCAUCGCGAGGUCCACACCCUGCAGAGGCCACUGCUCGCAAAAGAGCAAAGCAGUGUAUAACUGAUUGUAGGCUUGAAUUGAUUAUUGCUGAAAGUAAAUUUCUACAGGUGGAAUCACUUCGAUCUUUUGUGGGAGCGCUAGUUGCAGCAAAUCCUCACGACGAAGAUCUUGCAGUUUUUCUUCUCGAAAUUCUUCUUAAAAUUACGAUUCAGAAUCGUGAUAGAGUAAUGCGCAUUUGGCCGAUUGUUCAAACACACAUCGAAGGGUUAUUAACCACUGCUGCCCGAGAGAACCAUGCGUAUCUGCUUGAAAGGGUCGCUGUUGGAAUGUUAAGAUUAGCAAUUAGAUUGCUGCGGGGCGAGGAAUUGGCUGGUGCCGUUUUACCACCUUUGACACCGCUAACCCACUUACCUUCAGCAACAACUGCUACUUUGGCCAGGCAACUUGCAUAUGGAUUAUUCGAACUUUUAAAAACUGGUGCUGCCAACAUCCAUACCACGGAAGAUUGGAAAGUUGUUUUCAGUUUAUUAGAAUGUGUGGGUGCUGGAGCAUUAGCUCCAAAACAUACUAAUACAGUCUUAGACGAUGCACCUAGCAGAACAUCCGUUUUGGAUCCAAGACCUGUUAGCCCUAUACCAGAAUGGGUGCUGGUUUCUCCUACUGGCACCGAAGCUCCCUUGCCCGUCACUGCCGAUACUAUAGUCCUGGAUAGAGAUCUGCAUGAUCACGAUCCGGCAGCUCUUGUCAAAUGUUGUGAAAGUCUUGCAUUCUUAGUAAGAGAUGUUGCUCACGUUACUCCAUUCAACUUUGAACUGUGUGUGCGCUGCGUUAGAACGUUUGCGGAGGCUGUUUUAGUCAGCGCAGGCAAACGACAUAAGGCUCAAAGUGUUGAGGAAGAACCACCUGGAUAUCAACAAACCCCGAUUCAAUUAUUGGAUUUGAUGCAUACUUUGCACACAAGAACUGCUCAAGUAUUCCGAUGGUGGGCUGAAGAAGGCGGGGCUGCAGAAGGAGUUUCUUUGUGGCCACAGGGAUGGCGACCGUUAUUGCAAGGUAUAGCGAGGCUAUGUUGCGAUGCCCGUAGAUCUGUUCGCACAUCGGCUGUAACUUACCUGCAGAGAGCUUUACUCGCUCAUGAUUUGGCACAGCUGGCUGCAGCAGAAUGGUCUCAAUGUCUCGAGCAUGUUCUAUUUCCUUUGCUGGCCCAACUUCUGAGCCCGAUAGCACCAAAUGACCCAAUUGGAGUAGAAGAAACUCGAGUACGAGCAGCAACGCUGCUCUCAAAAGUAUUUUUACAUCACUUAACUCCUUUGCUGACACUACCUGGAUUCCUGCCAAUAUGGCUUACGGUUUUAGAUUUAUUGAAAGCUUACAUGUAUGCUGAUAAUAGUGAGCUACUUUUCGAAGCCAUUCCGGAAUCCUUGAAGAAUAUGUUGCUGGUUAUGGCAUCUGCUGGCGUUUUGGCCCCAAGCUCAAACCUUUGGACACCUACAUGGCGAGCGAUAGAUACUUUUCUACCUAAUUUAAAGGCGGAACUUUUUCCAGAGCCAGCACCUCCUUCACCUGAUCAUUCUAAACCACAAGUUGUAACUUUACUCGGGCAGCAACAACCUUCCUUUCCAAGUCCAAUCGCCCCACAACCUGAUACAUCUUCCCUGAAGCAUUCUUCACACCAAUCUGAACCCAUAGAAGAAGCUGCAGGUAUCUGUCCAACACUUUUAGAGUCAGAUAAAUUCGUGAUUGGUGGUACAAGUCCGACAUCAGGAACGUCGGCAUCUUGUGUAGCUGAAAGUAAGGAAACUCAACAAGUGAUCACUCUUGUAAAUCAACCGGCCCCAAGUGUAGCUAGUCCAGUGGCUGUUCAGCCAAUGGCUCAGCAGACUUUUGACAUCACUCAAAUGCCGACUCAACAGAAAAAUUUCGAACAUCAGCAACAGCACGAGCUUUAUUAUCAACAUUUGUCUCAGCAGCAAGAAUACCAACAGUCAAAAUCACAGGUGGAAUAUCUAUAUUCGUCUUUGCAUCAAACUGGACUUGAUAUUGAGAAGGCUACACAACAGAAUAACGAGCAACAGCCUGCAACAGAACAGACUGAAACACAACUUCCUGUACUUCAACCUCUGCAACCACAACAACAAUAUUUACAUUUACACCAACAAAAACAGCAGGUGCAACAGCAACAGCUUCAAUAUCCUGGGACAGCCAGUCCAGUUCAUCAAAUGCAUCAGGGUUCUCCACCAGUUAUGUCGACCGACGCAUCCUCAUCAGCCACUGUCUUUAAUUCUGCAGCAUAUUUUUCAGAGGAUCCCGCGGCGGAUCGUCUUUUCACCGUCACCACGCCGUGACAACUGUACAUUUUUUACGUGUAUUGUAUCAUAUAAUUGUUAAUUUUAAGUUUUAUCGCAUCUUCUAUAAAAUAAAUUUGUAGGUAUUCAAAGAA
Messenger RNA from Neodiprion fabricii, 5810 nucleotides. RefSeq names its product Golgi-specific brefeldin A-resistance guanine nucleotide exchange factor 1 (gene garz). Gene Ontology annotation, biological process: regulation of ARF protein signal transduction. Gene Ontology annotation, molecular function: guanyl-nucleotide exchange factor activity. The transcript has 15 exons. The record is from RefSeq and is a predicted model, not a curated record. The coding region runs from base 142 to 5715 and encodes 1857 amino acids. Lineage: Eukaryota; Metazoa; Arthropoda; Insecta; Hymenoptera; Diprionidae.